AUGGCAGUUAAGGCUCUAAACGACACAGCUGGCCCACACAGUCUAGUACCCACGCUGCUAGUCUUUAGGGCAUACCUAAGAAUUAACCUAAACUCUCUACUAUUGCUAGACAUUAUUGCACAAGCAAGCGCUGCACAAAAGGUCAAACUGUACUAUAGAGAAAAGGAGGAAGACAACCUACCUGCAACAGAUGACCUAGAUGAACUAAUCCCUGUACAAAGAGAUCCCCUAAAGAAGAGGAAGAGAGAACAGCCCUGCAAGAAUGUUGCAGAGGCAGAACUAGAACCACAACUAGCUAAGAGAGGCUGUGGGAGACCACGCAAGAAUCCUGUACAAGACAUAAUGUUCCUAACCUAG
This is a messenger RNA of Lindgomyces ingoldianus, 357 nucleotides long. RefSeq lists its product as uncharacterized. The transcript has 2 exons. NCBI's taxonomy places the organism in Eukaryota, Fungi, Ascomycota, Dothideomycetes, Pleosporales, Lindgomycetaceae. The record is from RefSeq and is a predicted model, not a curated record. The coding region runs from base 1 to 357 and encodes 118 amino acids.